AUGGCCAGUCUGCGCCCCCGCCGCCUAAUUGGCGUCUCAACUAAGAUGUAUCUCUCGUUCGCCAACACGCAGUCAUACAUCACUGCCCUACUUGAGUCUAUACGGCGCGAUCCGUCGGCGGCAAAUCAAGUCGAUGUAUUUGUCCUCCUCGACUACGUCAGUCUCAUUCCAGCCAUCUCACAAGUAGAACGCGAUCCCGUCGGCUCGCUGCUGGUGGGUGCUCAGGACUGCGCGGCGGAGGACGAAGGUGCUUUCACGGGCCAGGUGUCCCCCAAGGUCCUGGCAGAGGCCGGAUGCAAGAUGGUCAUGGUGGGGCACGCGGAGAGGAGGAGGAUGUUUGGCGAGACGGAUGAGCUCGUUGCGCGAAAGGCUGCUGCCGCCGCCAGGAACGGGAUGAUUCCGUUGGUGUGUGUCGGGGAACGCACGCGAGGAGGACAGGUCUCGGACGCCGUGGAAUUUUGCAGGACGCAAGUCGAAGCCGUGCUCGCGUCUGUGGCGGAUACGAGCGAGGUGAUUCUUGCUUAUGAGCCUGUCUGGGCUAUCGGUGCGCAGGAGCCGGCUGGGAAGGAGUAUGUCGUUGAGGUCGCCGCGGGGAUUAGGAAGUUGGAGUGUGUCGUGUCGAGAAAGGGAUCCGUCAGGAUUGUUUACGGUGGCAGUGCUGGGCCGGGGCUGUUUGAGGGUGUUAAGGAGGGCGUUGAUGGGCUGUUCUUGGCGAGGUUUGGACUUGAUGUUGAGAGGUUUUGGGGGACUGUUGGUGAGGUUGCUACGGCUUCGUAG
Colletotrichum truncatum is the source of this 777-nucleotide messenger RNA. RefSeq names its product triosephosphate isomerase 2. Lineage: Eukaryota; Fungi; Ascomycota; Sordariomycetes; Glomerellales; Glomerellaceae. Gene Ontology annotation, cellular component: cytosol. Gene Ontology annotation, biological process: glyceraldehyde-3-phosphate biosynthetic process; gluconeogenesis; glycolytic process. The record is from RefSeq and is a predicted model, not a curated record. Gene Ontology annotation, molecular function: triose-phosphate isomerase activity.